Messenger RNA from Geosmithia morbida, 426 nucleotides. RefSeq names its product 5-hydroxyisourate hydrolase. Bases 1 to 426 code for a protein of 141 amino acids. NCBI's taxonomy places the organism in Eukaryota, Fungi, Ascomycota, Sordariomycetes, Hypocreales, Bionectriaceae. The transcript has a single exon. Gene Ontology annotation, biological process: purine nucleobase metabolic process. Gene Ontology annotation, molecular function: hydroxyisourate hydrolase activity. The record is from RefSeq and is a predicted model, not a curated record.
AUGUCCGGCAAAGACCCCAUAACCUGCCACGUCCUCGACACCACAGCCGGCCGGCCAGCGCGCGGCAUCCGCGUGAAGCUCGAGGGACCGGCACCAUCUUCAUCGGCCAGCAGCAGCCACAACGCCGCGGCGGCCGCCAAGACGUUCGAGGCCGUGACCGACGACGACGGCCGGGUCAAGGUCUGGCUCCCCUACAGCUCGGCCACCUCGGUGGGGGAGGUGCCCGUCUACACGCUCGUCGACGUGCUGGCCGACAUCGAGGGCCCCUCCCGCUGGACCCUCCGCUUCGACACGGCCGGGUACUUUGGCGAGGACCAGACCUUCUUCCCCGAGGCCACCAUCGUGUUCCGCGUCGACGAGGGCCAGAGCUACCAUGUCCCUCUCCUGCUCAGCCCGUACAGCUAUACUACCUACCGCGGUAGCUGA